UGGCGGUAGAUUUAGUUCCGACCCGUAUGUAUGACGUAAGGAGAAUUACAAUUGGGAAUGGGCAGUGGCUCUAUGGUCGAGUUCACCAGGAGAUGAACGCCAGACAGUUUCUGAGUCGCUUUGACGGUCAGUGGAAGCUUUUGGCUCGCUCGCUGAUUUCUGGAGUUUCCGGUGCCCACAGAGCGCUUCAAGUCUUCAGGCGGCAACAGCGGGCCCACCCUGAGCGAUCGCUGGCCGACUUCUUCGAAACACUUUGUCGAGACGAAAUCACAUGCCCGCGGAUGGAUGGGCAGCCCCUUACCGUUGAACCCCUGGUGUGGCUCUUUCCAGCACUGUUCAAGCAAAACUUGCUGACGUUCAUCUACCUGAUCCACUCGCGGUUCCCCGAAGGCGCUGUCCUCCGUCUACUCCAGUGUCUUGGUCAGGAGCCCUGUCCAAGCCCCUGGGUCGCUGCAUGGAAGAAGCAACUGGAGAGAAACAUGGGCUCCCCCAGCGAGGAACCUCUUUACAGCCCAGCUUGUGCUCAGCGACUAACAGCACUAUCACAGCGAGUGGGUGGUGAGACUGGACGGUGGGCCGAGUGCUCUGGCCUUCAAACGGAAGAACGCCAGACCGUGCCUUAUUUGUCUGAAAUGGAAACAGGGUGGAAAAGGAAAGGCCAUUUUGAUGUUCUGUAUGAUGAGGAUGAAGGAAUUCAGCAGCAGAACAAGCGAAUGAAGACAGAUGACCAUAUUGCUGGGCGAGCACAUGAUCACGAUCCUCUGCCUGAACAUAUGAAGAUUGUGGAAGAAUUGAACACGGAUGCUUCACGUGAGAUGCCAGCAUGGGAGAACCCCCACCAUCCUCUGCCUGAACAUACUAAGAUGGCAGAAGUAUUGGAAACAAAGGCGCCAGAACAGGACAACGCCCAUGAUCCUCUGCCCGAACACAUGAAGACCUCUGUUCUCCAAAUAAAGGAAUUAUUACAAAGUCAGACCUCAGAGUGGGACCACCGCUUGCUUGAUGUGUUUAAAGUCUUGAAUGACUGUAACGCCGCUCAAGUGGAAGUACUGUGUUGCGAGUUGAGGUUGUCCGACUUAGCAGAGCACACUCUGCCGCAGCUUUGCAGCAGCAUAUUGGCUCUCUCGCCUGACCUCAGCUUCAGCACAGCAGCGACGCUCAUCAAAAACCUCCUGCUGCAGAGAGUGCUGUCCCUCUCCGAGCCUGCAUCCAGAUGCCUGGUGAGUGCUGUGGCGUCACUCUGCAGCCGCUACACCAGAUCAUUGUGCCAUGCACUGAUUGGACCGCUUUUAGAGCAGGACAAUUUAGGCACUGCACAAGCUGAGCUCAUGAACAAACUGAUAGAAGGCUGUCUGGAUUCCCACUACAGGCUGCUCGUGCUUCAGAUGACACUGACAAUAUCGUGGAGUGAGACGCUCCUUUCUAUUAUACACAGCUUGCUGGAUUCCAAGCCUGACAUAAAUGAUGAACUGUUCACCCAGUUGACUGAACAGCUGGUUAGCCAGGCUCGUCAAUUCACAAAAUCUGUCAACUUUGCAAAAAUUAUGUUGACUGUCCUCACAAAAUAUGGCAGCCUCAUGAAUGCUUCACACAAACAUUCCCUGGCUGGUUGCCUGAUGCUAAAUGAGACGUUCCUAAAAAGGUCUCUUCAAGCUUUGUUGAAAAGAAUCUCUGAUGCAUAAAAAUAAAUAUUUAUGUUCAUGUUGUUCUAUACAAAACUAUUGUAAUUGCAUUUACAAUUGUGCUAAAAAAAUAUUGGGAUGUUGGCAUAUUACAAAUAUGUACAAAAAAUAUCUAUUCGGUAUCGCGAAACCAGUCCAGUUCUGGGUGACACGACACCACCCCAGGUCUCCACCAAAUCAGGUACCAUCCAAAUCUGAUGUUUCAUUUCAAAAUAAAUAUCGCCUGAAAUCUGCGUAUUUCACUGUCAU
This is a messenger RNA of Phycodurus eques (leafy seadragon), 1931 nucleotides long. Its product is annotated as Fanconi anemia group E protein-like. NCBI's taxonomy places the organism in Eukaryota, Metazoa, Chordata, Actinopteri, Syngnathiformes, Syngnathidae. The record is from RefSeq and is a predicted model, not a curated record. Gene Ontology annotation, biological process: interstrand cross-link repair. Bases 27 to 1682 code for a protein of 551 amino acids. The transcript has 12 exons. Gene Ontology annotation, cellular component: Fanconi anaemia nuclear complex.